This is a messenger RNA of Plasmodium cynomolgi strain B, 1460 nucleotides long. RefSeq names its product carbohydrate kinase. Gene Ontology annotation, biological process: metabolite repair. The record is from RefSeq and is a predicted model, not a curated record. The transcript has 6 exons. Lineage: Eukaryota; Apicomplexa; Aconoidasida; Haemosporida; Plasmodiidae. Gene Ontology annotation, molecular function: ATP-dependent NAD(P)H-hydrate dehydratase activity. The coding region runs from base 327 to 1460 and encodes 377 amino acids.
ACGGCAUAGUAACAACCCACCAGUGGAGAGAAAAAAAAAAGGAACAACUUGGAGAUACAUAUAUAGGGGACAUGUAACGCCUUAUUCAACAUGAUGCGUUUUUUUUUUUUUUUGAGGAGGAAAAGUACCCCUUGAAAUGGCGCUCCACAAAUUCAUUCUGGUCACAAAAAAGAAUCAGAAAAGUUCGCUCCCCCAAAUGUGGGCCAAAGGAAAAACAAAAAAUGUGACUCGACACAUUUGCGCAUGUCCGCAACGCAGGUCACGUAGAGGCAGGCUAACACUUAUACCACAAUCGGAUCAUACGUAAAUACCAACGGCCCUAAACCAUGGAAGAAUAUUCCGUCAGUGCAGAUCCACAGCUGACUGAGGUCCACCUGAAUAGGAAGCUGCCAAACGAAACGCUGUACCGCCUCCAACAGUACGUCGUGCCUGAGCUAUCCCCCAAGGACUACAAAGGAUGCGGAGGAAAAGUAUGCGUCGUCGGGGGUAGCGAAGUAUACAGUGGCGCCCCCUUUCUAUCAGCCAUGAGCGCCUUAAAACUCGGAGCUGAUUUAUCCUUCGUCAUAACAGCACAGGAAAAUGGAAUCCCCCUCAAGUGCUACAGCCCAGAACUAAUUGUCUACCCAUAUUUAUGCAGCCAAAAGUCAAACAUAAACAAUAUCCCAGGGGAAGAAUUAAAAAAAGGAGAAUUAAAAAAAUGCACGGAAUAUUUGGUCAGUCGAAUUGACUGUUGUGUGUUCGGGCCAGGUCUUGGGUCCAUCGAUGAAGUGACCAAAGACUGUCUUAGCUAUGUAAUGAAAAAAAUGAUAAAAAAAAAUAUUUUCCUAAUUCUCGACGCCGACAUUAUUGAAUUUGUUUUAACAUGUAGGGAUAUAUUUUAUUUAAUACAAAAUUAUCAGCAUUGUUUAUUUACGCCAAAUAAGAAUGAGUUCAAGAAAAUGAUUUUUCUUCUCACGGAGGAUUCCCAAAAUUUGAAGUUUGAGGACUUGAUGACCACAGACAAAAUUGUUCAGCAGGGUCAUAAGUUGAUGCGGAUGUUUGACGGUCCCAAAAUACUGAUAAAGGGUUUUUACGACGUGUUUAUUUCCAGGGAUUUUUUUUUCGUUUCCUCCGUUGAGGACCCCUGUUUGAAGAGGCCUGCGGGGCUGGGCGACGUGCUGACCGGACUGCUGGCCGUUUUCCUCGCCUGGGCAGGGAAGAAGAAGGAUAAGUUUUCUCCAACGCUGAAGGAGGCGUUCCACGUGGACUCCAUCGACGCACAGAACGAAUGCCUGGACGCGCUCUCCGCCUUUUGCGGCAGCUUCUUCUUAAAAUAUUUGUGCAGAGAGGAAUUUAAAAAGUACCACCGGGGGCUCCUCGCUUCGGAUGUUAUAAAAGGAAUUCCCCACCACUUCCACUUCCUGUACGAUGGGGGACACGAGCCAUCCCUCCUCGACCAUCAGCCUCGAUUUCCUGACUAA